AUGCAACCUGAUUAUCUCUCGACCAUCUUCUUCCUCAUUUUCAUCUUCAAUACUCAAAAAUCUUCAUGUGCAGAUGAUUAUCGAUUCACAAACUGCAGUCUUCCUGUGUACUGUGGAAACCAAAGCAUAGAUAUCUACUACCCUUUCUGGGGCGUAAACCGUGCAGAUUACUGUGGUCUAUUGGGUUUCCAGAUGGAGUGCCAAGAUGGCAUUCUAAAGAUCAAGAUGUUGUCGAAUAUGUUUCGAAUUCUUGGCAUUAAUCAAACCACACAGACUCUGAAGGUCGCUAGGGAUGAUUUCUGGUAUAGCAUUUGUCCAACUAAUCUCUUCAACACCACCAUUGAUUUCACCCGCUUCAGUUAUGCCCCGGGACAAAGGAACCUCACCCUAUACUAUGGUUGUCCUAUUCGCCCUGACCCCUUCAUUGUCUCUUCUGACUGUGCUGUAAAUGGUACCAGCAUGAAUGUCUUGUAUGUGCCCCAGAGUUCUCCAGUUGACCCACUUAUAGGAAGUUGCUAUUGCAGUGUCAUUGUUCCAGUUCUUGAAACAACUGCUCAGGAACUUGACCAAGGUAGAAAUUUCGUCAACGAUACGUUAGAUGAAGGCUUCGAAGUGCAAUGGAUUUUAGGGAACGACCAGUGCAACACAUGUGUCAACUCUGGCGGGUUUGCGGAUACAACUCUACCGAGAGUCAAUUCGUUUGCUUUUGCCGUGAUCAGCCCAAUGCAAUUGAAUGUUUAUCUAGUCCAGGACCUCCAGGUUUGUCUCCUUUAUCAGCUCAAUUCGUUUGCUCCAGUUUUGAUAUUGAGCGCCCCUUUUCGCUGUGCAAACUUGGAGAAUCUCGAAUACCCUUUUUGGGGAGCGGGUAGGCCAGAGUUUUGUGGGCACCCAACUUAUGAGUUGAACUGCCUAGGCGAGGUUGCAGAGAUCACUAUCAUGGCAAAAAACUACGGAGUAAUCUACAGAGUGCUUGAAGUAAAUAACGUCUCUUGGACUGUCACAAUUGCUAUAGAAGAUUACUGGGAUAACAAUUGUUCCGGAAGCCCUGUCACCGGUACUAUAGAUCCCUGGUUCUUUAAUUAUACCUCCAAUACAGAAAAUGUAACGCUGUAUUAUGGUUGUCCUCCUCUUGGAAAUGACAUCUCGGUGCUGCUUCCCUUAAAGUUUAAUAGCAGCCCGGAAGAGACAGACACCAAUAAUUACUAUUUCAUAUGGGGCGACGAUGCUGCCAAUCAAGGAAGCACGGAAACGCACAGUGUAGUGCGUUCCCAAGUUUCCGAAACGGCCCGAAACCGGUACGAAACGUUUCGGGCCCGUUUCGGUUAUUUUGCAAAAAUACGAAACGCAUUUCUUGACAUAUCCCCAAGCAUAGGAAACGUCCCAAAGCAAUAUGUUUCUUCCUCAUUCCCAGUUUCAUUCAAUUUCCAGUAA
Molecule: messenger RNA, 1431 nt
Organism: Mangifera indica (mango)
Lineage: Eukaryota; Viridiplantae; Streptophyta; Magnoliopsida; Sapindales; Anacardiaceae
Product: LEAF RUST 10 DISEASE-RESISTANCE LOCUS RECEPTOR-LIKE PROTEIN KINASE-like 2.8
Exons: 2
Coding region: 1-1431 (476 amino acids)
Molecular function (GO): polysaccharide binding
Source: RefSeq, a predicted model, not a curated record